Rhipicephalus microplus (southern cattle tick) is the source of this 1609-nucleotide messenger RNA. RefSeq names its product tRNA (uracil-5-)-methyltransferase homolog B. Gene Ontology annotation, molecular function: RNA methyltransferase activity; RNA binding. Gene Ontology annotation, biological process: RNA processing. NCBI's taxonomy places the organism in Eukaryota, Metazoa, Arthropoda, Arachnida, Ixodida, Ixodidae. The record is from RefSeq and is a predicted model, not a curated record.
UUCUAGAACACAUUAGCAUGGUGUGGGCCAUGCAUGGUUUGGGCAUUUGCCGCUGUCCGCUGUGAAUGCCCUGAACACUUGAUAUGGAUGCGUUAUUAGCCAGACUAGUCUUCGGUGUUUCCAGAUUAAAGUGUUUUUGUGGCAAAACACGCCUACAGCGGUCGCUUCGAACCGCGGCUCGGAGAGUGGUUCCUCUGUUUGACAAGGACAAUGGCUUGAAUGAGGCACCGCCCGCUGAGCUGAAGCAGCUGAAAAUUAAAAAAAACGACGGUGCUUGUCUGGAAAGUCUGGGCAAGAAAUUCCACGUUGAGGAGGAAACCAAGUUUGACAAGCUAGCCUACUCUGUGACACCCCUUUGGCGACAUCCCUACAAGAAACAGUUGAUGUUCAAGUACCAAGAUGUGUGCAAGCAGUUGCAGCGCCUGGGGCAGAAGCUGCGCAAAGUGGAGGUUGCAUUUCCUACGGACCCCAAAGGUCUGCCGUGCCCGGUGCGGCCUGUGCUGCCUUCGCCGGUCAUCGAAGGCUACCGCAACAAGGAUGAGUUCUCCAUCCGCCAGGGGCCCAAUGGUGAGCCCAAGACAGUGGGCUUCCUGGUGGGCAGUCCGGCUGAUCUGGACCGUGUAGUGUGUGUGAGCCCCGAGCACAUCGUAGUGUGCAAGGACAGUCACAAGCAAGUAGCCAAGUCAUUCCAGGAGUAUAUUCAGUGCUCCCCGCUGCCUGGUUGCUACGAAAGCAACUUCCAGGGCUACUGGAAGCAACUGGUCGUGCGUUCCAAUUCUGCUGGGCAGCUGAUGGCCAUUGUCGUCAUGCAUCCACAGCAGCUGUCACCUGAGGAGCUUUCACGUGAGAAGCAAGGCCUGGUGGAGCACUUUGUUCGUGGCCCUGGUCAGGACUGCUGCCUGUCAUCCCUCUACUUCCAGGCCUGCCGCCACAGCCGAUGCACGCAUGCCCAGGCACCCUUUGAGCUGCUUCAUGGUCAGCCUCACUUCGAAGAGAUGCUGGGGGGCGUGCGCUUCCGCAUCUCACCCGAGUCCUUUUUCCAGGUAAAUAGCCCAGUGGCAACAUAUAUGUAUGAUGCUGUGCGACAAUUGCUCCAUCUAAAGCCUCAGGACACCCUGCUCGAUGUUUGCUGUGGAACAGGCACAAUUGGGCUGACGCUGGCACCUCGACUGCACUCUGUGUUCGGCAUGGAUGUCUCGACACAAGCUAUCGAGGAUGCCAAUUACAAUGCUCAGCUCAAUGGCAUUAGUAAUGUGCAGUAUCAGGUAGGCCGUGCCGAGGUGUUGCUGCCCAAGAUACGGCACCAGUUUGUGGCUGAGGAGCUCUGUGCUGUUGUCAACCCAGGUCGGGGUGGGCUGAACACACGUGCCGUCCGAGCCCUACGGGAGUACAAACAAAUCAAGCGUUUGGUCUACAUCUCCUGUAAGCCUGAAGGUGCAGCCAUGGACAAUGUUGUUGAGUUGUGUGACCGCCGGCCCAAGGCUCACAAGGUGGGACCGCCAUUCCGGCUGCAGCUUGCCUGCCCAGUCGACAUGUUCCCACAAACUCGACACUGCGAGUUGUUGUUUCUUUUUGCGAGAUAAAUUAUGUGUGACUGUUGAAUAUGAAA